This is a messenger RNA of Protopolystoma xenopodis, 378 nucleotides long. The record is from the annotation of a GenBank genome assembly. Lineage: Eukaryota; Metazoa; Platyhelminthes; Monogenea; Polystomatidea; Polystomatidae.
AUGAUCUUAUUGACAUGUGACAAGGAAAAUGGAUGUCAGUUAACGGAUCAGCAUUUGGCUCAAUUAUAUGCAGCAAAAGAGAAGGGAACUGUGCUUUUGCGCAGCUACUUUAGAAACGAAGAUAGCUUUCUUGAGCUCUUUGAACAAGAAAUUCGCAGCUUGAGCAGUCGUGUUCUGCGACUAGAUGUCUUACUUAGGGAUGCUGUUCUUCUACUUCCUCCAUCCGAUCCCGUGCAGGAUUCUGGAGAGCCAAUAGACACUGGCAGGUCAGCAGCGACCUCAAAACUUACUUUCCGUCUACCUUCAACUGAGAUGGAGUAUACUUUGCGUGCCAUUGGUGUCUUCCUUCAAGUAACUACUUUUUGCAUUCAGCAUUAA